CCUAACCACCAUUUUUCCCUCCAUUUCCUCUCUCUUUCUCUGUCUCUCAAUCCCCUCCAGGUAAGCUCCAUCCAAUUCUUUCAGUUUUCCAUUAUUUUUAUUUGCCUAAAACUCUUCCUAUUUUGUCACAAAAUUUAACUCCUGUUAACUUAUUACAAUUUCAAAGUUUGAUCGCCUAAAGAAGAAAAAAACAAAAACAGAAAAUAGUAUUGGGUUUUUGCUCUUUUUUUUUUUUUAUGUGGGGAUUAAAUGGGAAGAGGCGUAACAACGUUUCUGCUUAGAAUCUAUACAUCCAACAACAAUGUUUCUAGAGUUAAGUUUAUGUUAUCCAAUCGAUAUUUUCAUCCCUUUAGACAAUUUGAGAACUGGGUUUUGGAUAAGGACCCUUUUGUGCCAUCUUUUGAUGUGCCCAAACGAGAGUUUUCUACGAGUUUGAUUGGUUUAGUUGGUAAAUUUAGGAAUUCUGAAUGUGUUAGUGUUAAACCAUUUUCAUCUGUUGUUGAAAAUGGGGAUGAUGAUGGUGGGGAGGAUAGAGGAAUGCGUGGAUCAAGAAUGGAAGGAAUUAAAGAGGGGAGGAAUAUUGUGGAUUUUGUGAAAAGUAUUGAUUUUGAUGGUGUCAAUGAGAAUAAGGGUGAAGAUGGUGUUGGUUGUUUUAAUGAGAAUGGUAUGUAUGGUUCAGGAGAUGUUGAGUCAGAGCAUGGAAGUGAUAAAGAGAAUAAGGAUAUUGUGGAUUUUAUGAGAAGUAUUGAUUUUGAUUGUGUCAAUGAGAAUAGGGAUGAGGAUGGUGUUGAUGAUUUUAAUGAUAAUGGUCUGUGUGAUUCAACAACUGUUGAAUCUAAAUGUGAAAGUGAUGAUGUAGGUAAUGAUAGAACUGUGUGUGGUGAGCAUGUUGCAUUUUGUGAUCCUGUGAAAUUGUAUCAGGAGCUUCGUAAUUCUGAAAAAGGUAUGAAGCUAAAUCGGGCGGAUUGGGAGAUUCUGCAGGAAGUUUUCAAUUAUUUCAGUAAAUCAGGGUGGGCAGCCAAUCAGUCUCUUGCAAUUUACGUUGGCAGGUCAUUUUUUCCAACUGCUGCUCGUAAGUUUCGUAGCUUUUUCUUUAAGAAGUGUUCUGCUGUUGUUGUCAAGCACGUGAUAUCACUGGGUCCAUCUGAUGUUGCUGUUAAGUUUCUUUUCCCUAUAUUUGUGGAGUUCUGUAUUGAAGAAUUUCCCAAUGAUAUCAAGCGGUUUCGAAGUAUGAUUCAAUCAGCAGAUCUUACAAAGCCACAUACAUGGUUUCCCUUUGCACGGGCAAUGAAGCGUAAGAUUAUUUAUCAUUGUGGUCCAACAAAUAGUGGCAAGACAUACAAUGCUUUGCAGCGGUUUAUGGAAGCAAAGAAGGGUAUUUAUUGCAGUCCACUUAGGCUUUUGGCUAUGGAAGUUUUUGACAAAGUGAAUGCACAAGGAGUUUACUGUAGUCUCCACACAGGGCAAGAAAAGAAAUAUGUCCCAUUUUCGAAUCACGUUGCCUGUACUGUUGAAAUGGUAUCAACAGAUGAAUUGUAUGAUGUAGCUGUGAUUGACGAAAUCCAGAUGAUGUCGGACCCAUAUAGAGGUUAUGCAUGGACACGGGCAUUGCUUGGAUUGAAAGCUGAUGAGAUACAUUUGUGUGGAGAUCCAAGUGUUCUGAGUAUUGUCAGAAAGAUCUGUUCAGAUACUGGAGAUGAGUUGCAUGAAAAUCAUUAUGACCGGUUCAAACCAUUAGUGGUUGAAGCCAAGACUCUACUGGGAGACCUUCAAAAUGUUCGAUCUGGUGAUUGUGUUGUUGCUUUCUCAAGGAGAGAGAUAUUUGAGGUGAAAAUGGCUAUUGAGAAACACACAAGUCACCGCUGCUGUGUUAUUUAUGGUGCCCUACCACCGGAGACUCGCAGACAGCAAGCUAACUUGUUUAAUGAUCAAGAUAAUGAAUUUGAUGUGCUUGUUGCCAGUGAUGCUGUGGGAAUGGGAUUGAAUCUUAAUAUUAGGAGGGUUGUCUUUUAUAGUCUUUCAAAAUACAAUGGGGACAAGAUUGUUGCAGUCCCAGCAUCACAGGUUAAGCAAAUUGCUGGAAGAGCUGGCCGCAGAGGAAGCCGUUAUCCAGAUGGACUGACAACAACCUUGCAUUUAGAUGAUCUGGAUUAUCUAAUUGAGUGUUUAAAGCAACCCUUUGAAGAAGUUAAGAAAGUGGGCCUCUUUCCUUUUUUUGAGCAGGUUGAAUUGUUUGCUGGGCAACUCCCUAAUAUUACUUUUUGCCAGUUGCUUGAAAAAUUUGGUGAAAAUUGCCGUUUGGAUGGGUCAUACUUUUUGUGCCGACAUGAUCAUAUUAAGAAGGUAGCCAAUAUGUUGGAAAAGGUCCAGGGACUAUCUCUAGAAGAUCGGUUCAACUUUUGUUUUGCUCCAGUCAAUGUUAGAGACCCGAAAGCAAUGUAUCAUCUCCUUCGGUUUGCUUCAGCUUACAGUCAAAAUGUCCCUGUUAACAUAGCAAUGGGCAUUCCAAAAGGUUCUGCUAAAAAUGAUGCCGAACUUCUGGAUCUUGAGACUAAACACCAAGUUUUAUCCAUGUAUCUAUGGUUAUCUCAUCAUUUCAAGGAGGAAACCUUUCCAUACGUGAGGAAAGCAGAAGAAAUGGCUAUUGAUGUUGCUGAUUUGUUGGGUCAGUCUCUUGUCAAUGCAUGCUGGAAACCAGAAUCAAGACAGGCAAAGAAACCUAAGCCUCAAGAGAAGGAAGAAGGAUAUCAGAGACCAAGGUCACUGAUCAAGUUACAUGAGAAGAAAAGGCAGAUAAAUCCUUGCUAGCAGACAAUUUGCAGAAAGUAGCAGUGUAAUCAUAUUGUAGUUGUAGUUACCUAAUAUAUUAGUAAUCAACACGCCUAAUGUUUUAGCAUUUGCUGUAUCUUUUCUUAUUCUACUUUGCAUUGGAAGAAGGUAAGACAAAAGCAAAGAAAGAUUGGAGAAGGGUGGGGGAAAGUCAAUCUCUGUCAAUGUCUUUUUAAACUUUUUUGGACCUCGGUUAAAACCAGGCAUAAAGGAACAUUCUUUGUGCUAGUUCUAUAAAUGCCCCGCCUUCUUUGGCAUUGUUGUGAUAUGAAAAACACAUGUAUAUCAUGGGGGAAAAAAUGUUGGUAAUUCCCCAGAAUCAAAGGGAAAGCUCUGAUAGUGAUACCAGAUUGUGAAAGUAAAAUUUGAUCGCAAGCAAAGCCAUGAAAAAGCUAUUAUGUACAAAAGAGUUAUUGGCUAGUGUCAAAAGGCUUGAAUGAUGGAUGUUCUUUAUUUAGGGGUUCAUCAGUUUGUUGGGCCUAUUUGUAUUAUUGGCUUUGGGGUUAAACUCUCUAACAAUCUGAAACAGACACCUAUCAUCUAUCCUCCUCGUGUUAGCUAAUCUCUG
Messenger RNA from Theobroma umbraticum, 3397 nucleotides. Its product is annotated as ATP-dependent RNA helicase. The record is from RefSeq and is a predicted model, not a curated record. Gene Ontology annotation, molecular function: ATP binding; hydrolase activity, acting on acid anhydrides; RNA helicase activity. Gene Ontology annotation, biological process: mitochondrial RNA 3'-end processing. Gene Ontology annotation, cellular component: mitochondrial degradosome. NCBI's taxonomy places the organism in Eukaryota, Viridiplantae, Streptophyta, Magnoliopsida, Malvales, Malvaceae.